UACGAUUAUGCCGCCAAAGACCAACAGGCGCAAUUCAACAGUAUACGGUUAGCGGUGUCGUGUGGUGGUUGUGGUACAUUGUGUUCGCGUCCGAAUAUAGCGAAGAUCUCGUUAGAUCAUAGUAAUUUUCUUAUGUUUAUUAUUAACUAAACAUUUUUUAUGUACUAGUUUCAUUACGAAAUCAAGAAAUUUGCAAUAAAUAUUUACCCAGCGACAAAAAUACUUUAACCUACCAAAACUGUCGGUUAUGAGGAUUGAAGAUGGAUAGCGGCAACGAGACCCUUUUCUCGGAGGACUCAUCGCCGGAUUCGGCAGCGCCGCCACCUUCACCAAGCAGUGGCCGUGGAAGUCAACAGCCCACGCCCGCGCCUACACCACCUCACAUCACAUCGUCCUUGUCCAAGGGAAACUGUGUCAUACGUCCGGUAGCAUUCAAACCAGGUUCAAUGCGAUUUACUGACAACGGUGAAAGAUAUGGCUCUACGCCUAUACUGGCCAGAUCAUCUCACAGGAAUCUCUACGGCAGCACAAACGAACUUCAUCAUCAAUCCCUGAAACCGAACAUGGUAUCUUCAGGCACGUUAGAUCGUAAGUUACGUUCAGUUUCCCCAAUGGUAAUGUCGUCAUUGCCAGUACAGACUAAUUAUAAAUUUCGUCUGGGCCCAUCGGAAGAUUUCAAAUCAUCCUCAUCUUAUAGUUCCUACAGAGAUUAUCGACCCAGUUCUCAAUCCUUCUCGAGACUUAAUAAACGCUGUUCAGCAUCAGAAGGUUCAGCUAGUUUGUUGGACUUAACACCAUCACCAUCAGAAUCUACCAUGUUGUCAGAAAUGGAAACAGCUCUGAAAGAUAGAGACCGUGAAUUAAGACAUCUACGGCAAACUAUGGAACACAACGAGCAUGUAAUUUUUAGAGUUUAUCAAGAAAAAGAGAACGCUUGGGAAAGAGAAUUGCGAAGGAUCAAGACAAUGGGUGAUAAUAGAAUAAAAUCAGCUGCUCAAAAAUCUUUAAAGUUGGAACAAAUGUUAAUGAAACAAACUUAUAAGUUACAAGAUGAUAAGAGACGUUUGCAAGAUGAAAAUGACCGUAUUACGUCUGAGGCGGCAGACCUGAGAAAAGAAGUAGAAGAGUUAAAAAAACGACUGGAAGAGACUGAAUGGGGACUCUGUCAAAAAUCUGGAGAACUCUCACACAUCAAAUCGCAACUUAAAGACACACAGAAUGAUCUAACGACUAAAGGUCAUGAAGUAAUUGCGCUAAAAUCAGAAAUCAGGGAACUUUUGCAAAAACUUGAAACUAAAGAACGUGGAGUUCAGGAAUUUCAAACUAAAGAUCCCAACGAGAUAAAUGAAGACGACAAACAGUUAUCAUCAGACAAACUCUACUUUUUAAUACGACAACUCAACGAGCAAGUGGAAAACGAAUUAAGUAAUUAUAAGUUGUCUAAGUGCAGCACCGAAGAUCUAUCUUUAUUUCCGAAAAAAGAAAUAGAGUUAGAUCCAUGGGACCAAAUUAAAGAAUUAGAGUAUCAUACGUCGAAAUUAAUUCAGCUAUUGAACGAAGAAAGGAAAAAUUGGGAUCAAGAAAGACUUAAGUGGUUUCAAGAGAAAGAGAAAGUUUUGUGUUACCAAAGGCAGCUUCAAAUGAAUUAUGUACAAAUGUUCAGACGGACUCAAGCUUUUGAGACGCAAAUUGAAAACCUUACCGUUCAAAUGAACGUGUGUACCGAUCAUUGUGCAUCCGGUAAAUCUAGAAAGCCUACUGUGAAAGCAAUAAACGCUAUUAAACUUUGAGCACAACAGUAUUUUUUUUAAAUAAUAUAAAGAUAUUACCAUUUAUUUUAAAUACAUUUUUUUUUAAACUAUAAGAUUUAACAAAUGUGUCAUGAGCUACAUAAUACAUUGUAAGUUCAAAUAAAAGUAAUCAUGUUGUGAAUUAAUAGAGUGCAAAUUGUAUUUAAAUUUUUUUAUGAUGAUUUUAUUAAUUUAAUAUUAUUAUUAAAAUUAUUAUUAU
Molecule: messenger RNA, 2010 nt
Organism: Daktulosphaira vitifoliae (grape phylloxera)
Lineage: Eukaryota; Metazoa; Arthropoda; Insecta; Hemiptera; Phylloxeridae
Product: leucine zipper putative tumor suppressor 2 homolog
Exons: 8
Coding region: 261-1790 (509 amino acids)
Source: RefSeq, a predicted model, not a curated record